Messenger RNA from Parnassius apollo (apollo), 2067 nucleotides. The record is from the annotation of a GenBank genome assembly. NCBI's taxonomy places the organism in Eukaryota, Metazoa, Arthropoda, Insecta, Lepidoptera, Papilionidae.
AUGCAUGUAACAUCUAAAGGACUGCUCCGCCUACAACAGUUAUACCAAAGCUUGCAACCCGGGAAAGCGACAUUCCGCAUUUCAAAUGUAAAGCGCGUCGCCAAUGCCACAGAUGUGGUUAAAUUUCUUGGCGCACUAGAGAGGCUCGACCGUUGGAGCAACAAAUACGUUGUGCUCGACUCUUCUACACAACUAGCAAAAGAUGCACUAAUUUUGCACGUACGUGACGUUCAACUUGGCCGAAGGAAUUACCAUUACUUCUUAAGUGGUCUGGUGAUGGAUGAUCGCUGGGAGAAAGAGGUCACUGAAUUUGGAGCUAUUAACAUAACUGGAUUUCGUAUGUUAGAUUUUUCGAGAAAAAUAGUUCGGGACUUUAUUGAAGUAUGGCGCAAGGAUUUUAUUUCGGCAAAAGCGGCUUUGAUGUACGAUGCUGUACAAGUUCUUGUAGAUGCAAUUCUGCGUUUAGUGCGUAAGAAACCAGACAUAUUGCGGGGCCUUACACGACGCAAUGCUAAUCUUAAUUCUAACAAUACUUUGGAUUGCAAUCUUCAAGAAAAAUAUUCAGCUUAUGAGAUUGGCGACAGGAUUUUCAGGAUGAUAAAAAAGACGGAGUUAGAGGGAUUGACUGGUUUUCUCAAGUUUGAAGCUGGCCAUCGUCGCAAUUUUACGCUUCAACUAAUGGAAAUGACCAUUAGUGGUGAUAUGGUAAAGAUUGGAACUUGGUACGAUUACAAAGGGUUAGUUCCUAUCGUCGCAAAGCCAGCAAUCAAAAUUCCCGGGCACUACGAUCGAAACAAGACAUACAUUGUGUCGACCAUUGAAGAAGCGCCUUAUAUUAUGCGAUCCGACCCAGAGCUUAUGGCCAAUUACCCCUACCGGGGCUUUUGCGUCGAUCUCGCCGAAUUGCUGCUGGAAAAGAUGGAAAUGAAAUAUGAAUUGCGAUUGGUUAGAGAUGGUAAAUACGGCAACGAAAAUCCUAAAGUUAUUGGCGGCUGGGACGGCAUGAUCGGAGAACUUUUAAGGAAGGAAGCAGACCUGGUGAUUGCUCCGCUGACUGUCACUUUAGAACGGGAGGCUAUCGUUGACUUCAGCAAGCCAUUUUUGUCAUUUGAUGUUAAACCUGAAAAAAAGGAUGCUGCAGCCGUGAUAACUAUUUUCAGUUUUCUUCGUCCAUUAUCUAAGGAGAUAUGGAUUUGUUUAUUAUUCAGUAUUUUUGCUGUUAGCAUAGUACUAUUCUUAGUAUCGAGGUUCUCACCUCAAGAAUGGCGCGUGCUCUCUUUUACUGAUACUCAAACAUCCGAACACAACGAAGUAGCAACAACCAAGACAACAAUCGUGAAUGAAUUUAGCUUUUGGAAUUCGGUAUGGUUUUCAAUCGGUUCUUUUAUGCAACAAGGCAGUGACAUUAAUCCGAGAUCUGUAUCUGGACGUAUUGUUGGGUGCGUUUGGUGGUUUUUCACUUUUAUUGUGAUAUCAUCGUAUACGGCCAACCUUGCUUCAUAUUUAACUUUGAAGCGUAUAUCUGAACCAAUCCAAUAUUAUAGUAAAGUGACUGCAUGCCCCGAGGAUGCUAUAUCCGGUCAAUUUUUUGAAGUAACUCAGGAAAAUGCCGCAGAUGAACAAGGUUGGCUCUCUUUUGUAUUAGACCACUCAGCCGGUAACCCAGAAGUAAAAAUGAAUGAAAACACAUGUGAAAUGCUAGUCACAAUCACUAAAUCAGGAGUGAAAGACUUUGCAGUGGCAUUUCCAAAAGGGUCGAAAUUAAGGAAUGGAGUGAACUUAGCUUUGCAGUCCCUGAAAAAUGAAGGUGAAUUACAAAAAAUUCUUAGAAAAUGGUUUACCAAGUCAGAAUGCGAUGUAAGCGAACCGGGCAUCCACGGCACAGAACUUACUCUGAGCCAAGUGGCUGGGCUGUUUUAUGUAUUAAUGGCAGGUUUGGCUAUAGCGCUAGCUGUGGCUUUAAUUGAGUUCUUUCAACGUGGACGUGCUGAAGCCGCUCGAGCUAAUAUUCCACUAAAAGCUGCAUUUAAGGCUAAAGCAACUUUUUUCAACGCGCUCAGAAAUUAA